Molecule: messenger RNA, 1482 nt
Organism: Penicillium alfredii
Lineage: Eukaryota; Fungi; Ascomycota; Eurotiomycetes; Eurotiales; Aspergillaceae
Product: class I SAM-dependent methyltransferase
Exons: 3
Coding region: 1-1482 (493 amino acids)
Cellular component (GO): mitochondrion
Molecular function (GO): protein-arginine omega-N symmetric methyltransferase activity
Source: RefSeq, a predicted model, not a curated record
AUGGACUCGCCCGUGCUCAACCAGCUGUUUCGGCAGCUCUUCCGCCACCCAGCCUGUCAAUAUCUGCGGCGACAAUCUCCCUCACUCUCUCGUCCACAGUCUCGCUCGUUCCUCACCCGGCGCAGCUCACCCACCAAGCGCAAAUCGCUCGACGAUGGCAUGCUCUGGACGAAACGGGGUGACAAUCCCAGGGACAUUGAUCAGGAAUACUGGACCUAUCCACAGGUCACCGCCAAGGAUCUGCGGACCCGGCGCGAUCGCCCGCGACAGGUGAAGAUGUCGACACGGGAGUUCGUUGAUGACAGCCUCUACAACCCGUCUUACGGGUAUUUCUCGAAGCACGCGACCAUCUUCAGUCCCGGAGAGCCAUUCGAUUUCAAUAGGCUGGACGACGGGCCCGCUUUCCAACGGCUCCUGGGCCAGCGAUACACCGAGUUCGAAGACCGGCUUGACGAGGUCACGCCCGACGUCUCACGGCAGCUCUGGCAUACUCCGACGGAGCUCUUUCGACCGUACUACGGCGAGACGAUCGCGCGGUAUCUAGUGUCCAACUACAAGCUGACGCUGUAUCCCUACCACGACCUGAUUAUCUACGAGAUGGGCGCGGGCAACGGCACAAUGAUGUUGAAUAUCCUCGACUUCAUCCGCGACACCGAUUAUGAGGUGUACCAGCGCACCAAGUUCAAGAUCAUUGAAAUCUCGCCCGCGCUGGCCGACUUGCAGCUCAAGAACCUGAACGAGACGCUCAAUGCCGCUGGCCACUGGGACCGCGUCGAGAUCAUCAACCGGUCGAUCUUUGAUUGGGACACAUACGUGCACUCGCCGUGCUUCUUCCUAGCGCUCGAAGUGUUUGACAAUUUCGGGCACGAUGCCAUCCGCUACGACUGCCGCACCGAGCUCCCGCAGCAAGGCGGUGUGCUGAUCGAUGCCGACGGCGAGUUCCACGAAUACUACGAUCUGCAGCUCGAUCCAAUCGCAGCUCGUUUCAUGCGCGUGCGCCAGACGGCCGCCCGCCGCCCCUUCCCGAGUCCCUUGGGCCCCCAGCUGCUUCGGGGUGUGCGCUCCGUCCAGCCUUUCCGCAAUCCUUACACUCUUCCGGAGUAUGUGCCGACCCGGUUGAUGCAGUUCUUCGACGUUCUGAACCAGUACUUCCCCGCGCACCGCCUCGUUGCCAGUGAUUUUAGCACUCUGCCGGAUGCCGUACCCGGACUGAACGCACCAGUCGUGCAAACUCGGUACCAGCGACAAACAGUGCCCGUGUCGACUCCUUUCGUCCAUCAAGGCUACUUUGAUAUCUUCUUCCCGACCGACUUCAACGUCGUUGAAGACGUCUACCGUGCGUUGACAGGCAAGCUGACGCAGGUCACAAGCCACGAAGACUUCGUGCACCGCUGGGCCUAUAUCGAAGACACGGAGACGCGGAACGGCGAGAACCCGCUGUUGACCUGGUACAAGAAUGCCAGCAUGUUGUUGACUGUGUAG